GGAAUGACGGCACUAAUGUGGUCUGCUGCAGGUGGACAACUAGAGAUUACCCGAUUACUCCUGAACAGCGGUUGUAAACCAGAUAUCACAGAUAAAGGUGGCGAGACAGCUUUACAUUGGGCUGCUAGGAGGGGAUAUCUACAGACAACAAUAUGUCUUGUUGAACAAGGAGGCGCAAGUCCCUUGGUCAAAACACACGAGGGUCGGACUCCUUAUGACCUAGCAGCAGAUAUGAAAAAGGGGAAUUAUAAAGAAGUGAUGGAAUACCUACAGGUAAUAUCAUAUCCCAUGUUGACCAAACUCGGGCAGUUAAAUAGAAAAGACUUUCAGGAACUUGUAGCUCUGGGAACAUUUGCUUCCUAUGAAAAUAUGGUGUAUUUGGCUGGGCCUUGUAAUAUUGGGAAAUCGUCGCUUGCAAGUAUUCUUAUAUGCGAGGAAAUUCCAAAGACAUGGUUAUCAACUGAUGGACUAAUUAUUCAUUUCGGAAGAAAUGGCAUCGACCUACAACAACGAAAGAUGAUUCCAUUGAAAAAAGGUAGUGUUGAUGUUUUAUCAAAACUACUUCUUGGGAAUCCAGAAUUCAAGAAACAACCAAGUCUGCCAGGCGAGAGUCAAGAGGAAAUGUCAGGUGAUCCAAAUUCUGAAGUUACAACAAAGGCAAAUUCACCAAAAACGAGUCUUUAUCCUUCAAAUCAAGAACACCUGUCACCGAAAUCACAUCAGGAGACACCAAAAGACUUCCAAGAACCACCAAUGUAUAAUGCCCGUUCCAUACAAGAUAACUUAUUGGAGAAGAUUAUUAAAGGUACUAACAUCAUGCGUAUCGCACCAUCAGAUCUGGUUGAUUUUGGUGGACAAAAAUCGUUUGAUAUGACUCAUCAGUUAUUUAUCCAGCACAGGGGGACGUUCAUUCUGAUGUUUGAUGGACGUAAAGGUCUUGAUACAGAACUAGAAGAAUAUCCACAAGGAGAUGUAACAGCAGCAUCUGUUCUGGAACAUUGGAUAAAUUCUGUAUUGACCUACUGUAACAAAACUGAAGAUGAAAUGCCAAGAAUUGUAUUUGCUGCCACUCAUAGUGAUAGCUUCUCUGAGGACGAGAAAAAGAUACUAGCUCUUAAAUUCAGUGAAGAACUGCGGGAUUUUUUUUUCUACACACAACCUUCAUAAGCAUAUCAUGUAUGACAC
Molecule: messenger RNA, 1185 nt
Organism: Mytilus trossulus (common blue mussel)
Lineage: Eukaryota; Metazoa; Mollusca; Bivalvia; Mytilida; Mytilidae
Exons: 7
Coding region: 4-1167 (387 amino acids)
Molecular function (GO): protein binding
Source: RefSeq, a predicted model, not a curated record